AUGACGCAAUUCCCUCUUCAACUCGUCGAUUUCACGUUGCAUGUCUCUGUCAUUUUUUGCAUGGGAAACAUGACUCUUCCUUCGAGAUUGACUUUUACUGGGAUGAAGGGCACAAAUAAGGAUAUUGGGCCGUGGGCCGCACUCGAGGACAUCAAAGAGCCCGAAGAAAAGUACGUAUUAGUGAAGGCAAGUAGAUUACUGGGCCGAGAAAGAGGUUCAACUUCAAAUUCUUCUGAAGUCAACGUGGAAUUGCCAACAACUAAUGUUGCUAUUCCAAUUCCGGAAAAUGCGGAUGUUCCAAUUCCAGAAAAUGCGGAUGUUCCAAUCUCUCAAACACAAUUUCAAAGAAUUAACCUUGAUUCUUUGGAUUAUGAUCCCGGAACACGCAAACAAAUAUCUGAAUAUCAUGUUAAUCAACGUGAUGAAAUUCGACAGGCUUACAUUAAAAAAGGAAAAGAUCAUAACUCAGCUCAUAGAGUUGCUGAGCAAAUGUGUAAGGAUUUGAUGAACCAAUCGCAGCAUUUGCAAAGAGUAGUUGAUCAUUUCACUACUGAACAAAUUGCAAAUAAUCGGUUGCAAUUGAAGGCCACAAUUUUUAUUGUGCGAUAUCUUGCCUUUCAAGCUAUAGCUUUUAGAGGUCGAGAUGAAAGUUUUAGUUCAUUAAAUCGUGGGAACUUUCAUGAAUCAUUGGGCAUUGUGACUUUUUGGAAUGAGAAGGUUGCUGAAAUAAUAGAAAAAGCUCCAAAAAAUGCAACCUACACAUCACCUAAGAUUCAAAAGGAAAUUCUACAUGUUUUCUCAGCCAAAGUGAAGAAGGCCAUUCGGGAAGAAAUUGGUGAUGCAAAGUUUUGCAUAAUGGUUGAUGAAGCUCGUGAUGAGUCCAUGAAAGAGCAAAUGGCUGUGGUGUUUAGAUAUGUUGAUGCAGAAGGCUUUGUGAAAGAACGCUUUUUUGGGCUUAUUCAUGUUGUUGACAUUGCAGCUUUGACUCUAAAGAAGGGGAUAUAUUCUUUUGCUUCAUGCAAGCGCAAUGAGCAAUUGAAAGUUGCCAAUGCUAAUGAAAUAGCACGUUUGAUUGAUCUUGAAGAGCUUGAGACUGGAAGUGGAUUUAAUCAAAUUGGCACUUUACAACGACCUGGAGAAACACGUUGGAGUUCACAUUUUAGAUCAGUUUCUAGCUUAUUAAGGAUGUUUAGUUCAACUGUUGAAAUUUUACAAAAUAUAAUUGAUGGUGCAAUUGAUGGAGAAAAUUGGGCAGAAGGAGAAGAUGAUGGAUGGGAUGGCUUACUCACCACUGUGAUAUCAUUUUGUGAGAAGCAUCGCAUUGAUGUCCUGGAUAUGAAUGCUCGUUAUGUUGCGAGGCGAGGUCGAGCUCGUAAUCAACCAAAUAAUGUUACAAAUGAGCAUCAUUAUCGAGUAAAUAUUUUUUAUGCUACAAUAGAUUCUCAACUACAGGAACUAAAUUAUCGGUUUAAUGAAGAUGCAAUGGAGUUGCUUAGGCUUAGCUCAGCUUUAGAACCUCGAGAGGCAUUAAAAUCUUUCAGAAUUAGUGAUCUUUGUUUGUUGGUAAAGAAUCUCUAUCCACAAGAUUUCAUAGAUUAUGACAAACAAGUGUUGGAGAAGGAGUUUUAUCAUUUUGAGCAUAAUGUAGUCCAAGAUCCAGAGUUCAAAAAAUUGAAAAGUUUAUCUGAGUUGUCUCAAUGGUUAGUGAGAACUGGAAAUUCAGAACACUACAAACUUGUUUAUAGAAUGGUGAUACUUGUGCUUACUCUUCCAGUUUCUACUGCUACUACAGAGCGAGCAUUUUCAGCUAUGAAACUUGUCAAAACUGAACUUCGAAACAAAAUGGAAGAUGACUUUUUGAAUGACUCUUUGAUGUUAUACAUUGAAAAGGAUAUAGCUUUGACAUUUAGUUUGGAUUCAAUAGCUCGUGUAAUUGAACAACUGUAUUAA
Molecule: messenger RNA, 1950 nt
Organism: Quercus lobata
Lineage: Eukaryota; Viridiplantae; Streptophyta; Magnoliopsida; Fagales; Fagaceae
Exons: 7
Coding region: 1-1950 (649 amino acids)
Molecular function (GO): protein dimerization activity
Source: RefSeq, a predicted model, not a curated record